UUUUUAUUUCAUUCAUUCAUAUUUUUUCCUUGUGAUUUGAUUACAUUUUAUUACGGUAUCAAUAAAUUACUUUUCUUAUUUAAAAAGUGCUAUUCGUGAGUAAUUAUGCCGAGGUAUCACAAAGUGGAAAUUAACAAAACAGAAUGGAUCGUGCCAGAAAGAUAUCAAGCGCUUACUCCUGUAGGUUCUGGCGCCUAUGGGCAAGUUUGCUCAUCUGUUGACACCCUGCAUAAUAUGAAAGUGGCUAUCAAGAAGUUGGCCCGGCCGUUUCAAUCAGCUGUUCACGCUAAGAGGACCUACCGUGAACUCCGCAUGUUGAAGCACAUGAACCAUGAGAAUAUAAUAGGUUUACUAGAUGUGUUUACACCUGAGAAGUGUCUGGAAGACUUCCAGCAGGUGUACCUGGUGACGCACCUCAUGGGGGCAGAUCUAAACAACAUAGUCCGCACUCAGAAGCUGUCUGACGACCAUGUGCAGUUCCUGGUCUAUCAGAUACUGCGGGGCCUCAAGUACAUUCACUCAGCAGGGAUUAUUCAUAGGGAUUUGAAACCAUCAAAUAUAGCUGUGAAUGAAGAUUGUGAACUAAAAAUCCUCGACUUUGGUUUAGCGCGACCAACUGAAAACGAAAUGACAGGAUAUGUUGCCACAAGGUGGUACAGAGCACCGGAGAUCAUGCUGAACUGGAUGCACUACAACCAGACGGUGGACAUCUGGUCCGUGGGCUGCAUCAUGGCUGAGCUCCUCACUGGCAGGACUCUGUUCCCGGGCACAGACCAUAUCCAUCAACUAAACUUGAUAAUGGAGGUGCUCGGUACACCGAGCCAAGAGUUUAUGCAGAAAAUAUCGUCUGAAUCUGCACGCAACUACAUCCAGUCGCUGCCGUCGCUGCGCCGGCGCGACUUCCGCGAGGUGUUCCGCGGCGCCAACCCGCUCGCCGUCAACCUGCUCGAGCUCAUGCUGGAGCUGGACGCCGACAAACGCAUCACGGCGGAGCAGGCGCUAGCGCACGAGUACCUGGCGCAGUACGCGGACCCGACAGACGAGCCCGCCUCCGCGCCCUACGACCAGAGCUUCGAGGACAUGGACCUGCCCGUCGACAAGUGGAAGGAGCUGGUGUGGAAAGAGACGGUAGAGUUCAAGCCGCACCCGCAGCACAUGAACACCGUCGUGGAGAACCCCUCCUAACUCAGCACCACGCCUGUACUGCCGGCAGCUUCAUAAGCUUACACUUAUGUACCUUGUCACACUCACAAACAUCCUAUCAUGAACCAGAAAUAAGUCUGCAAAAGAUAAACUGGUCACACUGAAAAAUUUCUUUGAUACAACGUCAUUACUCUUUGCAUUUUUCGUUUUGAGCAGUUUAUAUCUUACGGAGACUUAUCCUGGGUAAAAUAUAGAUGGUUUGUUGGUUGAUAAGGUACAAAAGUGUAUAGCUACAUAUGAAGCUGGCCGUGCCACGCUAUAAUACGUAACGACGUAGUGUAGUGAUUGCCUUUGUGGCAACUUAGUGGUUGUUCCCCAUGUUUGUAAACUCUGACCGGUACUAGUUGGUGUCAAACGGAUGUAAAGUAAGAGAAAAUUAAAUUUUGAACACGUUUGUCAUGUGUGUAAGUAUAAUUUUUGUUUUAACGUGUGAUUUUUCUAUCUAUUGUGGGUAAUCGAACUAAGAUAUUUGGUAUGCAUAGCUACUGCGAUUUCACUAUAGUCAUUCAUCCAGUGCAUCGUUUCAUGUUUCUUCUCUGUCGCAUUGAAGCGCUCUUACUUUUACCAUAAGCACAACAUGUCUUUGUUACAUGCUUUCAAUAUUUUCUUAAAUAUUGUUUUCUCUGCGUUUGACAUUCAUUUGAUUCUACUGGCACCGGUUUGAUAAAUAGGUAAUAGAGGGGUUUUAUCGGUUUUUAAUAUUGUUUUACCAAUACAUAUUAUAUAUUUUAAUGGAUUUAUGAUUUAAUCAACUUUUGUUAAAUAUUUUAAUCCAAAUGCAAUAUUCGUUUAUGAAACGUGCGAGAACGCAGAUAAAUUAGUUUUUUUUAUGUUGGAGAAAGAUAUUUGUACUUAUUUAUUUAUUCUCUGAAAUUAUUGUCGUUUAUGAAUUGAUAAAAUAUUGAAUUGCAAAAAUGCAUUUUUGUACCUACAAAAUAUUAUUUAGGUAUUUGCUUAUUUGCCAUAUUGUUGUUGUGAACAAUUUGAUUUGAUUUGUUGCUUGAUGCACAGGUGCUAGAAAUUAGGAUGUAAUAAGAUAAAAUAAAAAGUAUUUUUGUAGUUGGUUCAACAUUGGGGGACUUGUUUGAUAAAAAUAGAUUUUGCAUAUUAUAUACAAUAUGAUCAUUACUAUUGAAUUUAUAUGUGAUGCUGCCAUAAUUAUGUUUGAAAAGAUUUAAUAGCGCCACCUAUAAUGGCAGUUUCUGCAAAUUACCAACCUCGCUGAAAAACUAUAGGUAUCAUUUUUAAGCCUACGGGGAAUGUCCAGACUCUCCUGUGUGAAAAAAGCUGCCCUAGGGUGCCCUAGAACGUGCCUAGAACCGUCCAUAGUGUGAUGUGUAUCUAAUUCAGGUAUUAUUUGCUCAUUUCUUAGAUACAACUUUCUUACAACUUCCUCGGCCUUUGGUGGCUAAUAUUAUGUAUCAGGUGUUAUACAAUAUUUAUAACCACAUGAAUACUUAUUGAUCGAUAUUUAAAAAAAAACUGUAUUAUACAACGUGUGUGAAACACAAUAAAUAUGAUAAUAUCUAGUAAUUAUAAACAGUUUUAAAAGUAUUAAUACCUAUACUUAAAUACACAACAGUACCUAUAUUUUAUUUAUGUGUGUUUCCUUACAUCUCUUACCACAACACAUAAACUUAAGUAGAUUCGUGUACAAUUACUUUGUACAACCUACCAUUUAACUUUAGGAAUUAUAUUUUAAUGCUUAAGUUCAUAACGAAAUAAAUCAACGUUUAUUUGUAUAAGUUUGUUGAUUUGUAAGAGUUUAGUACCUAAUUUUAAAAAUAUACAUGAAAAUAACA
Molecule: messenger RNA, 3005 nt
Organism: Plutella xylostella (diamondback moth)
Lineage: Eukaryota; Metazoa; Arthropoda; Insecta; Lepidoptera; Plutellidae
Gene: P38mapk
Product: p38 map kinase
Biological process (GO): protein phosphorylation
Molecular function (GO): MAP kinase activity; ATP binding
Source: RefSeq, a predicted model, not a curated record